Messenger RNA from Aspergillus wentii DTO 134E9, 2403 nucleotides. RefSeq names its product heat shock factor family protein. The record is from RefSeq and is a predicted model, not a curated record. Gene Ontology annotation, molecular function: sequence-specific DNA binding; DNA-binding transcription factor activity. Gene Ontology annotation, biological process: regulation of DNA-templated transcription. The coding region runs from base 1 to 2403 and encodes 800 amino acids. NCBI's taxonomy places the organism in Eukaryota, Fungi, Ascomycota, Eurotiomycetes, Eurotiales, Aspergillaceae. The transcript has 2 exons.
AUGAGUCCUCAAGGAAUAACCCGCAAAAGACCCGCCCCGGGCACAUCGCCUGUCGUUAACCCUCAACUGGGUCCGAUCUCCAACUACUCUUCCAACAACGGCUCCCAGCUAUCAAACGAUCAAUUUCUGCAAUGGGGCCAGAAUCCAGCAGCCUCCGCCGCUGUCAACCCCUCAUCUUUUCCCGACCCUAAUGCUUAUAACACCGCCGCUUAUUCGACAAACGCUCAGGAUGGUCCUGCGACCACCGCGACAGCCUCCGGUCAGCUUGCACGCAGACAACCGGGUAACCAGCUGAUUAGCCGAAAUCGUGGGUAUGAACAACCGCCGGCACCCGUGGUAGAACAAGGUGGUUCUGGGGAAGGUGGAUGGACGGAAAGCUUGGAGGAACUUUACCAGCGGGCAGCGGUUGCGAAGAGAGAAUCACAAGCCAAGAGGAAACAAAUACCCCCGUUCGUCCAGAAAUUGAGCAGUUUUCUAGAUGAGUCAAAAAAUACCGAGUUAAUACGAUGGUCUGACGAUGGGAAUUCGUUCAUUGUUCUCGAUGAAGAUGAAUUCGCAAAAACACUCAUCCCGGAACUCUUCAAACACAACAACUACGCUUCCUUUGUCCGUCAAUUGAAUAUGUAUGGGUUUCAUAAGAAGGUUGGACUUUCCGACAACUCGAUGCGCGCGAGCGAGCGAAAGAACAAAAGCCCCAGCGAAUACGCAAAUCCAUACUUUAAACGCGGUCAUCCCGAUUUGCUGUGGUUGAUUCAGAAACCGAAGAACGCAGUGGGUCAGGGAAGUAAAGGUGGAAAAGGCAAUGCUGUGCGCGUGAAGACGGAGGAUAUUGAUGAUGAAGGCGACGAGUAUGGGGAAGACAGCUCGAAUGCACCUCGAGACGACCGUGGUCGCGCUCGUAGUCAACUAUCCCUGAUUACCGGAGGUAGUGUUGUGCCAAACGAUCAACUUUCAGGCGUCUAUCGGGAAUUACAAGCCAUUCGCCAACAACAGCAGAUUAUCUCCAACACCAUCACAAAACUGCGGAGAGAGCAUGAACAACUCUACGCUCAAGCUGCUAAUUUCCAGGAACAACAUACUCGCCAUGAGAAUUCUAUCAACGCAAUCCUUACCUUCUUAGCGACAGUCUACAACCGGAGUCUACAGGGGCAGGAGGGACCGCAGAAUCUUGCCAACUCGUUUGCUGGUGUUAUUUCGCAAGAUCAAGGGAAUGUUGUCGAUGUGGGCGAUGAAUACUCUCUUCUGGGGAGUUUGAACAGCCCUGCCGCACAAAGGUCGAUGAAGAAACAACCACUACUACUAAAAGCGCCACCCGCUCCCGAUAGUCGUGCUUCAACGGUCUCCCCCGCUAUGAAUGCAUAUGAUGCACCACCCCGAAAACAUGCCCGGCAAGCAAGUGCUUCCCAACCUGGUCACGUUGAAGAAGUUUUCGAUAAUAGCCCUCGACAAAAGAACGUCCCACCACCGCCGCCGCCGCAGAACCAGGAAUAUCCUAGUCAGCGAGACAUCAUGUCGGUGAUUCAAAAUUCCAAUGCGCAAAACGGACUUGCGACAAGUUUCGCCGAUUUUCCCAAUGUCUUGUCGUCUCUUGAGACAUCCGGCGGUAAUGUCCCACUCACCCCGAACCAACGCGCUGAUAUGCUCCGACUCAUGGCCAAUGAAACGAAUACGGCAGACCCUAAUACCUCUUCUUCAAACAAUAACGCUCUCAUUACGCCAACACCACCACCUAUGCCGCAAAACUAUUCGGGUCGUCUUGCCAACACCCGGCAAGAGAUCGACAACUUGGUGAAGAUGCAAGCGGAACAAGAUCGUUCCGUUCAGAACUUGACCAACCUUUUACAGCCGCUCAGUCCGACGGGGAACAUCCCCGGCGUUGGGCAUGAUAAUGGAAACGUGCCCCCUCCCCCACUUGACCUAGACCAGAUAUUCAGCAACGACUACUUCACCGAUCUCGGAGAACUCGAAGAAAAUAAAGCCAACCUGGCUUUUGGCGAUUCAACGAACGCUGCACCAGGGACAGGCUCGCACGAUCAAGGAAUCAACAAUGCGGAUGACAUGAAAGACGCCAAUGACCUCUUUGAUUUCGACCAUAUCCCCACAGACGGUGAUUUAUUUGAUGGCACAAAUCAACAAACCCCGGGGUACUUUAACAACUUUGACGGCGCAGGCUAUGGAACCAGCACUGUCAACCCUAACCUCGGAUCCGAAGCAAAAACCCCCGUAAAGAACAACAAUAACAACCUCGACUCCGGCCGGAUAGUUGAAACGCUCACAGACAGCGAAACAACCAGCCCCAGCAAUACCGUCGAUGAUAUCCCACAAUACGGCGGCUCGGUAGCGGGCGAUUCUCAGGGAGGUAAGGGAACCGGUGGUGGCGUAAAGCGGCGCAAGAAGGCUUGA